CCCAACUAUAGUUGGGCCAGUUACUCAAUUGGGCCUCAAUUAGCCGAACACUCGGUGAACUGAUGAAGAAGAACGUCAACAAAGUCUCAUAAUGGCAAAUGUGUUUAGGAUAGCGCUGGUGCAGAUGGCUGUUUCAGCCAAUAAAGUAGAAAACAUCACCAAAGCUGUGAAACUCGUCAAGGAAGCGGCUGCAUCUGGAGCUAAGCUUGUUGCAUUACCGGAAUGUUUCAACUGUCCCUACGGUACCUCUUACUUCGCCGACUACUCAGAGAAAGUUCCCGGAGCUUCAACGGAUGCUCUCGCUAAAGCUGCUUCAGAAAACAAUGUGUUCCUGAUCGGAGGCUCCAUCCCUGAGGAAGAUCAAGGGAAGUUUUAUAACACCUGUACUGUCUUCAACCCAGAGGGAAAUAUCAUUGGCAAAUACAGAAAGGCUCAUCUGUUCGACAUUGACGUACCCGGACGCAUCAAAUUCAAGGAAUCGGACGUUCUCACUCCAGGAAGUGGAUUCACUGUUGUAGAUACACCCUACUGUAAGAUUGGAAUUGGCAUCUGCUAUGACAUGCGCUUUGCAGAAAUGGCUCAGAUUUAUAAUCAGAAAGGCUGUAAGUUGUUGGUGUACCCUGGCGCCUUCAAUAUGACAACAGGACCAGCACAUUGGGAGUUACUGCAGAGAGGAAGAGCAUUAGACAACCAGCUUUACGUAGCGACAGUUUCGCCAGCAAGAGAUGAGAGUGCUUCGUACAUAGCAUGGGGUCAUAGUUCAGCCAUUAAUCCAUGGGGUGAGGUUAUCGCCAAAGCAGAUUCCUCCGAGAAGAUUGUCUAUGCCGAGAUUGACCCGACUUAUGUAGAUGAGGUUAGGACUCAAAUUCCUAUCGGUUCUCAGAAAAGGUCUGAUAUGUAUGAGGUCAAAGGUUAAAGGUUAGUUAUAUUCUUCUAGGCGUGAUUGAUUAAUUUUACAGGAAAGUAUUAUAUUUUGAUAGCAAGAUAUUUUGCCAAUGUUAUGGUUAAGAUUAAAAGUAUCAAUUUUGUUAAAGUUAAUUGAUAUACAUAUAUGCAAGGAACGUUGUUUGAUGAAUUAUGCAUGACUUGCCAACUUCUUUAAAUUAUCAUUGAACGGUUUAUGUGAGAUGAAACUGGAUAUAAGGAAAAUUUGUAUCACUUAUCAAUGUCGCAAUUUGUCAUCUCAGGCCCAUAAGGCCAUUAGUUCAGUUUUCAUGGAUUUCAUUCAAAUUGCUUUUGCAUAAUAUUUCAAAGCGCCUUGUAAAUGUAGGAAGCAACUAUGAAUAAAUAAUAAACUUGCGGGUUCAACAAUGUGUUAAAAUAUCUUUGCGAACAGGAGAGUAUACUGCUCAACUUCGGGAGAGUAUACUGUUUGAAAUGUCAAGACCAAACUGGCUCUUCUCAGAGCCAACACUCACUCAAGAGAUUUACACAUG
Molecule: messenger RNA, 1436 nt
Organism: Asterias rubens (European starfish)
Lineage: Eukaryota; Metazoa; Echinodermata; Asteroidea; Forcipulatida; Asteriidae
Product: omega-amidase NIT2-B-like
Exons: 9
Coding region: 92-916 (274 amino acids)
Biological process (GO): oxaloacetate metabolic process; L-glutamine metabolic process
Cellular component (GO): mitochondrion
Molecular function (GO): omega-amidase activity
Source: RefSeq, a predicted model, not a curated record